CGGGGCCAUGACCGUGGAGCAGAACGUGCUGCAGCAGAGCGCGGCGCAGAAGCACCAGCAGACGCUUCUGAAUCAGCUGAGAGAGAUCACUGGCAUUAAUGACGCCCAGAUACUGCAGCAAGCCUUGAAGGACAGCAACGGGAACCUGGAGCUGGCCGUGGCCUUCCUGACCGCCAACAACGCCAAGGCCCCUGCGCAGGAAGAGGCCGCCUACUACCACACGGCGCUGCCCGGCAACGACCGGUACAUCAGCGUGGGGAGCCAGGCCGACGCAAAUGUGAUUGAUCUCACUGGAGAUGAUAAAGAUGAUCUUCAGAGAGCAAUCGCCUUGAGUCUGGCCGAGUCAAGCAGGGCGUUCAGGGAGACCGGAGUAACUGAUGAGGAGCAAGCCAUUAGCAGAGUUCUCGAAGCCAGCAUAGCGGAGAACAAGGCGUGCUUGAAGAGGGCGCCCACGGAGGUGUGGAGGGACUCUCGGAACCCCUACGACAGGAAAAGGCAGGACCGAGCCCCCGUGGGCUUGAAGAACGUGGGCAACACCUGCUGGUUCAGCGCUGUGAUCCAGUCAUUAUUCAAUCUUUUGGAGUUUAGAAGAUUGGUUCUGAAUUACAAGCCUCCGUCCAACGCGCAAGACUUACCUCGAAAUCAAAAGGUAGAAGAGCAUCGGAACUUGCCGUUCAUGCGUGAACUCAGAUAUCUCUUUGCUCUUCUUGUCGGUACUAAGAGGAAGUAUGUGGAUCCCUCGAGAGCGGUGGAAAUUCUUAAGGAUGCUUUUAAAUCCAAUGACUCCCAGCAGCAAGAUGUGAGUGAGUUCACACACAAACUCUUAGAUUGGCUAGAAGACGCUUUCCAGAUGAAAGCGGAAGAGGAGACGGAUGAAGAGAAGCCAAAGAACCCCAUGGUGGAGUUGUUCUAUGGACGCUUCUUAGCCGUGGGAGUACUUGAAGGGAAGAAGUUCGAGAAUACCGAGAUGUUCGGUCAGUACCCGCUUCAGGUCAAUGGGUUCAGAGAUCUGCAUGAGUGCCUGGAAGCUGCUAUGAUCGAGGGGGAAAUCGAGUCUCUGCAUGCGGAGGGCUCCGGAAGGUCCGGCCAGGAGCAUUGGUUUACCGAACUACCGCCCGUGUUAACAUUUGAAUUGUCACGGUUUGAAUUCAAUCAGGCAUUGGGAAGACCAGAAAAAAUUCACAACAAAUUAGAAUUUCCUCAAGUUUUAUAUCUGGACAGAUACAUGCACAGAAAUAGAGAAAUAACAAGAAUUAAGAGGGAAGAAAUCAAGAGACUGAAAGAUUGCCUUACAGUAUUACAACAAAAACUAGAAAGAUACUUAAGCUACGGCUCGGGGCCCAAGCGGUUCCCACUGGCCGACAUCCUGCAGUACACCAUGGAGUUCGCGUCCAGCAAGCCUGUCUGCGGCUCUCCGGUCGAUGGCCUGGAUGCCACGCCCCCUCCCUGCGGCUCCGCCCCGCCCCAGGCCGCGCCAAGCACAGCCGAGCAGCAGGCGGCUCCGUCCUCAGAGCUGCCGAGGACCCCGCCCGUCCCUGCAGGCGCCGUGCCUUCCAGGUCGGUGAUUCACAAACCAUUCACCCAGUCCCGGGUACCCCCGGACCUGCCCAUGCACCCCGCACCCAGGCACAUCACGGAGGAGGAGCUGUCGGUGCUGGAGAGCUGUCUGCACCGCUGGAGGACAGAGAUAGAGAAUGACACCAGAGAUUUGCAAGAAAGAAUAUCCAAAAUCCAUCGAAAAGUUGAACGAAUGUACUCGGACAAAUCUAUGAUCCAAGUCCCGUACCGCCUGCACGCCGUUCUGGUGCACGAGGGCCAGGCCAGCGCCGGGCACUACUGGGCCUACAUCUUCGACCAUCACGAGCACCGGUGGAUGAAGUACAACGACAUCGCCGUGACGAAGUCGUCGUGGGAGGAGCUCGUGAGGGACUCCUUCGGGGGUUACAGAAACGCCAGCGCCUACUGCUUAAUGUACAUAAACGACAAGGCACAGUUCUUGAUACAAGAGGAGUUUCACAAGGAGACCGGGCAGGCCCUGGCGGGCAUGGAGACGCUGCCCCCGGACCUGCGGGCCUUCGUGGAGGAGGACAACCGGCGCUUCCAGGACGAGCUGGAGGAAUGGGACGCGCAGGCCCAGGCAGCGCCGCAGGGGGCGCCGGCCGCCCAGGCCCGGAGGGAGGCUGCGGCCGCCGCAGCGCAAGCAGGAGAAGCAGAAUAUCUGGAGCAGCCGUCAAGAAAUGAUUUCUCAAAGCACUUGAAGGAAGAGACUGCUCGGACGAUCGCCAAGGCCUCGCAUGAGCACGAAGACGACAGCCCCGAGGCCGUUCUGCAGUCGACGCCUGAAAGCAGCCCCGGCCGGCCACCUUCUACCCAGCAAGCCGUAGAGGUGGCAGCUCCUCGGGUAGGGAGACUUGUGACUGAGUCCAAGCAGGGGGGUUAUGAUGACGAGAUCAUGAUGACCCCGAGCAUGCAAGGUAUCAUCAUGGCCAUAGGUAAAUCCAGGAGUGUGUACGACAAGUGUGGCCCUGAAGCAGGGUUCUUUAAGGCGAUUAAGUUGGAGUACUCCAGGCUGGUUAAGUUGGCCCAAGAAGACACCCCACCGGAAACCGACUACCGUUUACAUCAUGCAGUGGUUUACUUUAUCCAGAAUCAGGCGCCGAAGAAAAUCAUUGAGAAGACAUUGCUGGAGCAGUUUGGAGAUAGAAAUUUAAGUUUUGAUGAAAGGUGUCACAACAUCAUGAAAGUGGCCCGAGCCAAACUGGAGAUGAUCAAGCCCGAGGAAGUGAACCUGGAGGAAUAUGAGGAGUGGCAUCAGGAUUACAGGAAGUUCAGAGAAACAACCACAUACCUCAUCAUUGGGCUGGAAAAUUUCCAAAGAGAAAGUUAUAUAGAUUCCUUGCUCUUCCUCAUCUGUGCUUAUCAGAAUAACAAAGAACUCCUGUGCAAAGGGCCGUACAGAGGACACGAUCAGGAGUUGAUAUCACAUUACAGAAGAGAAUGUUUACUGAAGCUGAACGAGCAGGCGGCAGAUCUGUUCGAGUCCGGAGAAGACCGGGACGUGAGCCACGGCCUGGUCGUGAUGAACGAGUUCGUCGUCCCGUUCCUGCCCUUGCUGCUGGCGGACGACAUGGAGGAGAAGGACGUGCUGGCCGUGGAGGACGUGAGGAACCGGUGGUGUUCCUACCUGGGACAGGAAAUGGAACCGAACCUCCAAGAGAAGCUGACGGACUUCCUGCCGAAGCUGCUUGAUUGCUCCACGGAGGUCAAGGGCUUCCAGGAGCCGCCGAAGCUGCCGUCCUGCCCCACGCACGAGCUGUGUGAGCGCUUCGCCCGGGCCAUGCUGUCCCUCAGCCGCACCCCCGCCGACGGCAGAUAGACCGCCCUCCGCCCGCACUGUCCGAACCGCGUCCGGCCCCCACCCUCGCCUCCCUGCCGCCGGGUUCGCUUGUUGCUGCUAUCGUUUUUAACUUUCUCUGUUUCUUUUCUUUUCAACGACUGCAAGACACAAAGUAACUGUACAGACUCCCGCUGGACCGCCGACGUCGAAGCUGAGAAUCGCAUGACGCUCAGCCUUCGAUUGAGCCAGCGCGCGUGUCGUGACGCCCCCGAUCGAACUGACCAGGGCAGGACUGCGUUCUGCCGCCCGGGCUGCAGUGUUACUGCUUUUACCCGUGUCUACAGCUUCCCGUCCAGCCCGGGCCUCCCCCGGCUGCCGGCACUGUGUACGAUACUUCGCAUUUGGUAGCUUGUAAAUGGAAUUAAAGAAUAAAGUUUUAUUUAUGGCUACCUAUGUGUUUGUAAGCAGGUAUAUUGUAUAUUAGUGUAUCAUUUCCGCUGUAAUAUAUAAAUGCAUUUGGGGGAUUAAGAUUGGGGUGAUGGAAAGAUGAAUGCAGACUUUUUAAGUUUGCUCUAAUGUUGGCCUAUUGGAAGUUUACUGCGUAUUUGACACUUAAAUAUAUAUAUAUAUAUUUUUCACAAAGUUGUUAAACUUUAAUAUGGCACCUAAGCCUGUUUCGAAGUCAAAUCAGGUUUUCCUGGAGGAGAGUGGCUUAGUCAACCACACUGAAACUUUUAAACGUUUCUUAGAUUAACCUUUUAUUUUUGUAUGUAUGUACAAAUAAUGUAGCAAGGUGAUUCUCUCAAAAGAUACCAGAAAAAAAUACUUGAAUAAGGGCUAUUUAAUAGUGAAUCUUAUAAGAAAUAUGUAUAUAUGUGUGUAUAUAUGUAUAUACACACACACACACAAUACACACACGUACACAUACACAUUCUUCAUAAUGGAGGACAGUGUUUUGCAUUAUAUAAUCAUUCUAUUUUUGUAAGUUGUAUGUCACUGGAGUUGGAAAUGCUCUCUGCUAACCAGUGCUGUGAAGUUGCUUCUGUUGAGCUCGAGUUUAUGGGUAUCUCACCUGCUUUAACUUACCUCCUCUUCAAAAGGAAGAAGCUGUAGAACAUUUUAUAGAUGGAACUUCUGUUUAAGAUUAAUGAGGUAAUAUUGUGAAUAAAAGCAGUGCUUUAAAGGUAAUCCUGUUACCAACAACCUA
This is a messenger RNA of Molossus molossus (Pallas's mastiff bat), 4544 nucleotides long. It is a transcript of the gene USP25, whose product is annotated as ubiquitin specific peptidase 25. NCBI's taxonomy places the organism in Eukaryota, Metazoa, Chordata, Mammalia, Chiroptera, Molossidae. The transcript is spliced from 26 exons. The coding region runs from base 8 to 3376 and encodes 1122 amino acids. Gene Ontology annotation, molecular function: protein binding; cysteine-type deubiquitinase activity; cysteine-type endopeptidase activity. The record is from RefSeq and is a predicted model, not a curated record. Gene Ontology annotation, cellular component: cytosol; nucleus. Gene Ontology annotation, biological process: regulation of protein stability; protein deubiquitination.